AAUCAAACAGCGACUUGUCGUGCGUGGAACUACAAUGUCAGAUUCUCAACAAAUGGAGAAAAUUGCGGAGUAUUCUUUUGGAAGUGAAGCCCUGGGCUUUGUUUGAAAAUAAAUCUUGUGUGACUUUGCAUCUCAGCGAUGAAGCUGGGGAAAGCAUUUUCGAAGUGAAACCUGGACAAGUUAUUUCUCCCGCAAAACUUAAGGUUUGUGUUGAAUCACUCAUAUUUUAAUGUGAAUUGACCUUAUAUUAUUGCUCAGUCCCCAAACCAUUCAAAGCUUAGUUUUAUCAAUAAGCGAUUAAAGGGCAUUGGCAGUAAAAAAAUAAUUCGUCUCAAAUCUCAAUGGACCUAUUCCAUAAUGAACAAAAUUUUGAUCUAGACAAUUCUAGACAGAAAUUCCACCACAGCUUGAAAGAGCAUCACAAAAUUAGUAAUAUUCCGAAGUUUCAUUGCGAAAUGUUGUAAAAUGCGGAUAAUAUAGCCCUGCGAAGUUUGCCGUUUUUCAGUGAUUUUGUAUUACGCACGGGAAUUGGGAUACCGAUUGAAACUUUAGUGGAGAUUGAAACUUUGGAAUAUUACUAAUUUUGUGAUGCUCUUUCAAGCUGUGAUGAAAUUUUUGUUUAGACUUGUCUAGAUCAAAAUUUUGUUCAUUAGGGAAUAGGUCCAUUGCUGGUUGUAGAAUAAAGUCUGUAGAAAUACUUAGUGUAAUGUUUGCCUGGUUUAAGUUACUGCCUAUUCUGCAUUUUCGCUUGUUCUUACUGGCAAUAGUGCGGUAUUUUUAUACAGGUGUAUCAGAAAAAAGUAGACAGUUUUGAAACGGCUCUCAAUUUCACAAAUCCGUUUAUGUCAUGAAAUUUUUGAUAAAUAUAGAUUGUUUGGGUCCUUAUAAUGUAGAAUAAUUAUAAACAAAAUUUUUUUGUAAGGAUAAAUUUCCAGAGCAGGGGUGUGUGUCUUUUUUAGCAGCAUUAAAAAUACCUUGCGCGCGAAAUUUAAAAGUUUAAAACGUAUUUUAAGUUCAUGGGCGAGAAAUUUGUUAUGUCCAUACCAAAUAUCAGAAAAUUUGCUCAAUUUUAAGUCCUUUAAAUACCUGCUGAACUUUCAUUUUUUGGCACCAAUGCCUAUCACAUCACGCAUGCUUAAUUCAUGCAUUUAUACCUAAUUUGCAUAUUGUUAUUGUACAAAAAGUAAAAUAACAAUAAAGAAGCAGAAUAAACCAUCUCUGUGAUUUCUGACCAUGAGUUAUAUAAUUCAGUUUCCUUGAAAUAGAAAAAGAUUUUUACUUUCAGUCAUUUCGUGUUGGAGUGCUUCCUGGGUGGCUUGAUGAAAUAACUUGGUCAGACUCCAUUUACCUUGUGGACGGCGAUCAUCCUCACACUCCGGUCAGCAGCAACUCCCUCCAACAGUAUGGUCAGUUAAAAUGCCCAAUAACGGUACCCAGUCCCUCAGGAAAAAAGCUGUGUUCCUUAUUGUUGAUGUCGUGUAUCGUGAAGGGAAUAAGAGUUGUAACUUUGCAAGAAACAAUACGGAUUGUCUGUAGUGCUCUCCCCAGACCUCUGCUCGUGCAACCUGUCAUGGUUAAUGACGUCACUAGCAAGGUAAUUAUAGACCUUUUUCACUUGUCUCAAAAUUGGGCCGGAUAGAGCAACCUUUUGAAUUCGGGCCAGUGUCCAGCUUAUUAAGAGGAGAUUUUUUGUAUGUUACGUAACACGCGCUCAAAACUAAUGCGUAUAAUAUAUCACUUGAGGUUAUGACUAAAUUCAAAUUUGUUAUUUUUCGAUACGUUUCGCAAUCGGCAAACAAACUUAAAAAGUAUGUUUAGUGCUUUAUCUGUAAAGUAAUGCUAAAAUGAAGAGAUUUUAGAUGGUACGCCAAAGAGAAAAUGAUGUCUGAAGUUCAGUAAGUUUUGCUUAUAGGGCUGUAAAUAUGGCGUCAAUUUUAAAGCAUCAAUGAUUAUUGUAUUUUAAAUUGACAAUUUUUGAAUGUUAUUUUAUGUUUCUCAACCGGCAGAUGCAUUUAAAAAGGUUGCUUACUCUAUAAACUAGAGAAUAAAUCUAAAACAAAGUAAUUUUGAGAGGAACGCCAAAAAGAUUUUAGGUUUUCAACACUUUUCAUUGCAAAUACGUGACAUUGAAAAAAAUUGCCUCUUAAUACAUAUUGUUCUAUUUCUUUUAGUUAAAAGAAACAGCGCGCAGUACCCACACUCGACUGAACUUAAACACGGAAAACCACGCAGAUAUUGUAUCCCAAGGAAUUCCAUUCUGGGGCUUAUCUCCUGAAACAGACGUAGCCAAAAGCCAUACCUCUGAAUCACUUUCUCUCCUUAUAUUUGGCAUGCCAAAAUCACCGGACAAGCCUAAUAUACCACCUACUAUUCAGUGGAGUCGCCCGGUCCGAAUCGAACAAGGCAUCAUAAGACAAUGCCUCUUCCUUCAAACCUCGGACCCAGACCCUCCUGUGGCUAUAGUAGUGAUCACUCUGAUUGAAAACGGCUUAAUAAAAGUCGUUAUAACGGAAGACCAAGUUCCGCGGAUGUUGCUAACCAAUCGGUGUGCAGCACCGAUACAGUUCGGACAAUGUCCAAGUACUUCGGACAGACAGAAUGCAAAGACGACAAGCUUAUCCGGGCGAGAUCUUGUAGUGUCUGAAAAUCUAGAGCGAUACACCGCCAUCCCUCGUCUGGGCAGUAAUUGCUCUGUAUACUACGAACCGCCAGAGCUCCGAGAAGGUUUCCUUACAAAGAAACCACAAAUAGUCCCAAAAAUACGAGUUCAAGUUUUAAAAGAGACUAACAUUAAGGAGUUAGCUGGCGAGGGGCAGGAUGGAAAGGGAACUAAGACUAUCUUUAUGCCUCAAGGUUGGAGCGACGCCAUAGAUGUUUGUAAUGUUGGAAAAACAGCGUAUAAUCUGCCUGGGAAUUACAGACUGCAUGUGAAGGUUUUGAAGGAAACGUCGUUUCUGACCCAUGUUGUGUUCUCGGAAACAUGUGGCGAGUCGGAGAAUACGGAUGAAGUACAGGAAGGCGCCGAAGUUAAGGUCAGAAUCUUCUUCGUUCUUGUUUAUACAGGGUGUAUGAAAAAUAUCUCGGUCUGUGCCAAGUGCCAUUGAUUAUCUUCUGUAUUAAAAAGGAUAAUUGAACUUUAAUUGAAGGUUAUUGUGGAUGAAAAUUAUCGAGUGGAAAUUUAUAUAGAGAAUAAUACAUGGGUGCGCGGAAAUACCAGAUUUAUUUCGAGUGGAGAAAUAAAUCUGGUAUUUCCAAGCACCCAUGUAUUUUUCUGUUUAUUAUAUAAAGGACAGUCUUUGAAAAGCGAUAAUUUUUACAGAAAAGCGAUAAUUGAAAAGCGAUAAUUUUCACAUGUGAGAUUAUCAUGAAUAAUCUCACAUGGGAGAUUAUCACUUAUCAGUGCUCGAAAUCUCUUUCAAAAACUCAUUAAUAAUUCAUGAAGCAAUUAUCCAAUCUUGAGUAAGAAAUUAGUCAUGUGCAUACGUCUUUAUACCAGCUAAAGAACACUUUAACAAAAGACCAUUGUUAUGCAAACUAUAUAAAGAUUUUUAUAUAAAGAUUUUUAUAUAAAGAUUUUUAUAUAGAGAUUUGACUUAUUAUGCAAACGUUUUUGAAGCCAUUUAAAAAACUCGCAGGUCGUGUUUUAUUAGGUCUAAAGCCACUUGCGCUGCGCGCUCGUGCCUUUAAACCUAAUAAAACACUCCUGCUCGUUUUUUAAAUAGUACAUAAAGCACUAUACUUUAUAUAAUAAAUACAUUUAUUAGACCUAAACAGGAACAAGCAGGAAUCAAACCUGCGGCCCUGCGAUUCCGGUGCAGCGCUCUAACCAACUGAGCUACAGAGGACAGUUGUCGAGCUCUAACCACAAGUUCAUGUAUAUAUAUAGGGUACUGCAAUGUUUAGGUUAUGGGUAAAUAUGAAGAUUUUGUUGGCAUCUCACUCGAUUGAAUAAUAGUUGAAGGGUCUUGUAGAUAGAAAUUAUCGAGUGGAAAUUCCAUCUACACACGUAAAAAACGCACAAGUUGUAACAAGUCUGCAAACAAAUUGUUACACGUCUGUCCACAAGCUGUCAACAAGUUGUGUUCGCACUGCUUGUUCCCAGUUUGUUGUGACAAGUUUGAAACAAGCUGUUAACAACUUGUAACAAGCUUGAUGGCAUUAUAAGCCUUUUUACAAGAUUGUGCUAACAAGUUUGUUACAGCCAUGAUAUAACAAGGAUGUCACAAGCUUGUCAACACAAGAUUGUAACAAUCUUGUUAUAUCAAGCAUUUCACAGACUUGUCAGAACAAGCUUGCAACAAGUCUGAUAAUUUCGACAAGGUUGUUACAAGUUGUCAACAAGUUGUUCCAAACCUGUUGACAAUUUGUGACAAGCAGUGCGAAUACAUCUUGUUAACAGCUUGUGAACAGACUUGUAACAAACUUGUGCGUUUUUACGUGUGUAACCCAUAAUCGGACUUUAUAUCAUGUUCACAUGCGUUAAGCCCGUUCUCCACUAGGCGAAUUUGUUCGCGCGAACAGUAAAAAAGAUAGAUAGAUUGAUAGAUUAUUUAAUAAGAUUUUACAUCGCAGCCCAAAAAAGCUGAAUUGCGUAAAAUUUAAAAAACAUAUAAAUUAACUGCAGGUUAUAAAGUCAAUAAACACAUGCAUAUACAUAUACACACAUACAAAUACUAAAAGUACACAUAUUUUCAUACAUAUACAUUACGAUCUUUAAGGUUCAAGUUAGACUUAUGUUAUGAAAACAAUUCAUAGCAAACCUAUUUCUUUAAAUUAUUUGACAUUGCGGAAAUAUAAGAGUUUCUAGAACGAUUGGUUCGUAUAGUAGAACAAUAAAACGCACGUUCUCUCCUCAGGUUGUAAGUGGGAUCGUGUUUGGGUGGCAGUAGUUGAUAAAGCUUGUGGUCUGAGUUGGAUACUAUUGUCUUGAAAAGUUUCUCACACAGUUUCUGACGCCUGUCUUUGAGAGAACGAAUAUUAUGCUUGUUAAGAUUGUUCGUAUAAGAUGACCCAGGAGAUAUAAUUGAAAGCGCUCGCUUUUGAAUGCGUUCAAGAUCGUUACAUAAAUAUGCAGGUAAUGAGUGGUGGAAUACAGGUGCACAAUACUCGAGAACUGGUCUGAUGCAAGUACAAUAAAAUUUUAAGAUAUGGUCAGCAGGAAUGCUUGCACGCCUAAGCAAAAUUAGGAAAUACAAACGUUUGUUAGCUUUCUUCACGACAUAGUUGACAUGGUCAAUCCAUUCCAGUGAGUUAGACACCAUGACACCCAAUAUCUUGGCACUGCUGACUAGCUCGAGUUCUUUGGAAUUGAUGAUGGUGGUCUUAAGCUGAUGUUUCACUUUCUUAAAGUCAACUAUCAUUUCCUUACACUUGUCUUCGUUCAACUGGAGCUUGUUGUUUUUACUCCAUUUCUCUACAUCAGACACUGCACUCUGCAUUUGGCUUUGGCUAUUUCUUGGGACAACCUCGGUUAAUGUCGUGUCGUCUACGUACUUCCACGAGUGCCCUUCGGAUGGUUUAAGGUCAUUGAUCAUGAGAAGAAAUAACCAUGGUCCUAAUUUUGUACCCUGUGGAACUCCAGAUGGAACUGCACCCCAUUCGGAGAAGCAAUCGUUGGACAGUUUGACGCGUUGCAGCCUGUUCGAUAAAAAGUCGCAUACCCAGCGAACUACACUACGUGGAACAUUCAGGGAAAGGAUCUUUUUAACUAGGAUCCGAUGAUCGAUGAGAUCAAAUGCCUUCCUGUAGUCUAGCAACACCAUCCUUACCGCUGCACCUGUCCCGUCAGUGGCAGAAGCCCAUGUAUGAAUCAUGGAAAUAAGGGCAUGCGUAGUAGAUGAUUUUGGGAUAGCGCCAUAUUGGUUGGGAUCAAUGAUCUCAACGACGGCAGGGCCAAUAUAAUAUCUUACGAUAAAGUCCUCAGCUAGUUUUGAUAGAAACGGAGUUAGCGAGAUAGGUCUGAUGUGCUUGGUAAUUACAGUCACAGGUUUCGUCUUUGGUAGUGGUGUUACAUUGGCGUACUUCCAUGACAGAGGGAGGGAUUGUUCAGCAAAUGAACUGUUCAGGAUAACACAGACUGGGUUCGCGAGAAACUCGGCAUAAUCUUUAAGGAGCCAGUUCGGCACGCCGUCUGGACCAGAGGCUUUUCGAGGAUUUAGCCUGACUAAUGCUGAGUAAACUGAAGACUCAUCAAGCGUUAGAACUUCCGAAUCAUUAUCAACGGGAGGAAGACUGUCAAGUGAUUGAUAUUCCUGCAUCGGUUCUAGAAGGGCAGUAUUUAUAAGGUUGGCAAUAUCCUUAUUUGACUUUCCAUCAAGUCCAUGAACAUGUAAUUGGGCGCGAAUAUUCUCGGUUGGUGUCGCUGGGAUCAUUCCCGAUAACUUUUUAAUCUCGUUCCACCACUGACUUGGCUUAACAUUCAUGAGGUUCGCAACCCUCGAGGUGUAAUAUCUGCUUCGGAGCACUUUGCGUUCACGGUUAACGAUGUUGCGAAGUUGGCGGAAUCGUUCUUGUUCUCCUUGUUUGUAGGCUUUCUGGCGUAACUUGAUGAGCUUUUUGAAUUCGGGAGUUACCCAAGGAGGAUCGUUAACAUGUAAUUUAAAAGACUUGAGUGGCAUAAUAGUGUCUACGCCAAUUUUAACAAGGUCAAGAAACAGUGUUAGUUUGUCAUCGCAUUUAUUAACAAAAUUGAGAACGGACCAGAUCGAGUAUCUGCUGGCCUCUUGUUGGGGCACUGACGAGCUGUUUCAGUUUGAAUUGCAUGAGAAGUCGACUGAUAUUUAAACGAUUAAAGUCACCAGUGAGUAAUAUUCCACACCCGGGAUAACGUCCUUCAAUAGUUGUCAAUGUUGAUGUCAAGUAUUCCAACAUCGCCUUAUCGCUGGCACCUUCAGGGUAAUGAGUAUGGUACACACUACACAGUGCCAAUAAUGACACAGGGAAUUCCUCUCGGUAGUCGUGCGGGUCUAAUGUAGGUCCAAAGCACCUCGAAUUCUUGAUGGAAUAAGUCAGUGAGGGCUUUGAACAUGAUGGAGUUUUUUUUAUAAAGCCCGACACCCCCGUGAGGACCAGACGUACGGUUCUUUAGCAGUAAGUUGAAGCCAGGAAUUUUAAGGUGAUGCUCGCUAACAGAGUCAUUGAUCCAAGUCUCAGUUAAUGAAAUUAAAUCCGGCUUUGUAUUGUUAACAAAACAUCUCAACUCGUCGAUCUUUGGUGCAAGAGACAUCAUAUUGGCAAGGACAAUGGAUGGACCAAACUCCUUAUUUGAACAAUUGCCAGUCGGCUGUUUGUUCGGUGUAUUCGGACCUGGAUUUGUAGCGAUAUCUCCAGCAAGAAGAAUGCACAUGACUAAAUGUAGACUUUCAUGUUUUAGGUUGAACUCCAAGCCAUAUCGAUAUUUGCGGGGAUAGUUAAAUUUUCGUAAAAACUUAUCCUGAGUUGAUAUCCAUAUAAAACCAAGUCUGUCAGGUAGUAAGGUUAGCUCGGAGGAUAUAAAGAAAUUUUCCAAAGUUGUUUUAUCAUCCAAAAACACACGCUGCAGUUUAGUUCUUGUAGGUAGACAGGAAAUCAUGGUGAUAGUGACAAACCAAAUGAGAAUAUAUCGUGCCAUUUCUUACUGUAAUUUUACCAGUUUGAAACAAGGAAGUUGAAUGUUCUAAUCUUUCUUUUCAAUGAGUUUUGGAAAUCGGAAAAUGCCAAUGAGGAUAGUUUAAUAACUUCUAAUUAGGAUUCCGCGUUCACUUAAAAAUUCUUGAAUGUUCCACUGACGUCGUUCAGCGUGCGGAACUGAUCCAACUUUUUCUCGGCGAAUUUUUUCGCUGACCAAUCACAUUGCCAAGAUUUGUUUUUUCGCUUCGCGCGAAAAAAUUCGCCUAGUGGAGUGUUCUCCACCCUCGGCUUUAGAUAUCGAGUUUAUUGAUAACAUUUUUACACAGCAACAAAGUUCAGUCUUUUAGCUGUCCAAUGAUACAUUUUCUUUGUCAUUAUAUAACAAGAUUUGUACAAAACUUGAAAAUCCUCGAAAGUCCUUGAAUUUUGAAACUCCUCGAGUUUAUAAAAAAGUGCUUGAAAGUCCUUAAAUUGUUCUUGCUUUAGUGGAUAUUUUCUGAAAUUGUUUGACAUUAAGAAUUGAACAUUUUGUAAGUUGAUUUUGUUCAUGUCUUACAAAGGCCAAAGUUGUUUGAAAUUCAUUCAAGUUGCCGUUUGAAUAGUCUGACGCCUUUUCAGCCUUUAGUCUUUGAAUUUCCUGAUACUUGGCCUUGAAUGUCCUUGAAAAGUUCUCGAAUUUAGCUCUUCCUGACAAGUACGAACCCUGUUGUAAAGAAAAGUGAAUAAAAAUUGCCUUACCCAACAAUGUUUACCAAUUUUUUAGAUAAACUGCAACGUGUCAAACGUCAGCGUAUGCCUUCACGAUGAAUCGUCUUGGGUCCAACACACUGAAGUAUUUCGUAUCAAUCUCGAAGACGUCGCUGUCUCAGCGCUCUACAGCGACAAGCUCCAAACUCACAUUGAAUUGAACCUGUCUGACAUACAGAUUGACAAUCAGAUGACGGACGAUUUUUACCAUUUCCCUGUCGUGUUAUUCCCUGGAAAACGAAUCGCGGAGCACGAAACGCAAACAACACCCAUCUUUCUCCGAACGCAAUACGACAUCUGA
Molecule: messenger RNA, 8656 nt
Organism: Paramuricea clavata
Lineage: Eukaryota; Metazoa; Cnidaria; Anthozoa; Malacalcyonacea; Plexauridae
Source: the annotation of a GenBank genome assembly